Molecule: messenger RNA, 2523 nt
Organism: Siniperca chuatsi (mandarin fish)
Lineage: Eukaryota; Metazoa; Chordata; Actinopteri; Centrarchiformes; Sinipercidae
Gene: faah2b
Product: fatty acid amide hydrolase 2b
Exons: 11
Coding region: 109-1698 (529 amino acids)
Source: RefSeq, a predicted model, not a curated record
GCGUCCAGCCGUUGUAUGCUAGGCGGUGUUCCGUAGGGUUGGCAACAGAGUCGGCGUGACCGCGGCCGAAGAACCGUUGACCUUCCGUCUUCCCUCCGCGGUGGAAACAUGGCACCGAGCCGUCUGGAAAAGGCUCAGGUAUGGCUCUUCAAGGCAGUAUCGGGAGUCCUCUUUGCGCUUUUUCGGCUGUUCUCGCCUCGGAGAACCGUUAAGUCCUGGAAGAAGCUCCCGCCCGCCAGCAACCCGCUGCUGGUCAUGUCAGCGACGCAGCUCGCCAAGAAGAUCCGACGAAAAGAGGUGUCAAGUGUGGAGGUGGUGCAGGCUUACAUUGACAGGAUCCAGGAAGUCAACCCUCUUCUGAACGCUGUUGUAAAAGACAGGUUCGAUGCUGCCCUCCAAGAGGCGGCCCAGGUCGACAAGCUGAUUGAGGAGGAAACUGGAGGAGAGGAGGUGCUGGAGGACCGACUGCCUUUACUGGGAGUCCCACUCUCUGUCAAAGAGUCCUAUGCCCUCCAGGGCAUGCCCUACACUACAGGUGUGAUCUCCAGGCGAGGAGUCACUGCCACCGUUGACGCUCCACCGGUGGCCCUGCUGAAGAGAGCAGGGGCCAUCCCGCUGGGCGUCACCAACACCAGUGAGCUGUGUAUGUGGUCCGAGUCCCACAACCACCUCUACGGCAUCACCAACAACCCGUACGACCUGGAGAGGAUACCAGGAGGAAGUUCAGGUGGGGAGGGCAGUAUACUGGGAGCAGCAGGUGCAGUCAUUGGCGUGGGCUCAGACAUCGGCGGCAGCAUCCGAAUGCCCUGUUUCUUCAACGGUAUAUUUGGCCAUAAAACCACUCCCGGUGUCGUGUCCUCUGAGAACCAGUACCCUCCUUGCUCUGGCAGACAUAAGGAGUAUGUCAGCAGUGGUCCCAUGUGCCGCUACGCUGAGGACCUGCUGCCCAUGCUUAACAUCAUGGCAGGACCCAAAGCUCACAUGUUGUCCUUAAACACAAAGGUUGACCUAAAGAAGCUGCGGUUCUUCACCAUCCCUCACGAUGGCGGCUCUCCUCUGACAUACCCCGUCAGCAAAGAGCUCAUGGAGAUUCAGAGGAAGGUGGUGGAGCGUCUGGAGGCCGACCUCGGAGUGAAAGUCCAAGAAGUGCGUUUCCCUGAGCUGCGCUAUAGUUUCCAGAUCUGGGAUACCUACAUGGGUCUUCCUGACAAAGAGGGCAAGCCUCCUCAGGCAUUUGCUGAGCUGAUGGGGGAACCAGGACGACCAGUGUGGCCUCUGUGGGAGCUGCUGAAAUGGAUGGUGGGAAAAUCAGACCAUACCAUGGCUGCUAUUGGUCUGGCCCUGCUGGAGAUGACCAAUGUGUCCAAACCCUCGACCUUCAUCAUCCAGCAGAAGGAGAAGCUGCAGAAGGAGGUGGAUGAGCUGCUGGGUACUGAUGGUGUUUUUCUUUACCCCUCGCACCCCAGAGUGGCUCCCAAACACCACCAUCCGCUCUUCAGACCCUUUGACUUCGCCUACACAGGUAUAAUCAACAUCCUCGGGCUGCCAGUCACCCAGUGCCCUCUGGGUCUGGGUGAGGAAGGUCUGCCCCUGGGUCUGCAGGUCGUUGCUGGGAAGCUGCAGGACCGUCUGACCCUCGAGGUUGCUCUCUACCUGGAGAAGACAUUUGGAGGCUGGAGGGACCCCGGAGCAAACUGAAACCACACACUAACAGCCAUUACCAAAGCUCCAGACUGGAGCUGGAUUUGGAUUGUGGUACUCUAUCUGCCUUGCUGCUUGCUGUAGUACACAAAUACCAAGAGGUACAAUCAGAUGGUUGAAUGUUCAAGUGGAAGAGAUAAAUUUUUGCACUAAUGAAUCAAGUCAUGAAUUUAUCAUUUACCGUGUUCAAUGACUUAUGUCAUGAGCACAAGCUUUAAAAAAUUUUUUUUAAAAAAGGUUGAUUUUUAUAUUAGUGGAAAUGUCUUUGAGCAUUCACAUUAUCACACAAAACAAGGCUUUUGUGCUGUUCAUAUCUACCUUUUAUAGAACAAUUCGUUUUUCCUCGUUUUUGGACUGUUACCUGUACUGUUAAGUGUAUGUGCAGUAGUCCUGCUGUUUUGUAUUAUUUUAACUUUGGAAAGGUCAGUACAUGGCAGGUUCAAGGUUUUAAACGCCCUGCGCACCCACACAGGUGUUUCUGUUGAUCUCACGCUCAUGUUCACACUUGGUUGAGCUAAGAUGGGAGUUUGCUGUUGUUACCUGACUCCAUAUACAUUAAAAAAUCAUAAAGGUGUAAUUUGACCUGCAUGAACAGGUGCAACUAAUCUAGAGAGAUGACAAUCAAGCGUGAGGACAUAAUAAACACCUGUAUAGAUGUGUACUGUAAACGUGUAGGGUUUUUAACCAAUUAGUAAUGCUAACAAAACCGUUGUUGCGUUGUAAUGUGAAUGUUGCAUAAUGGCAGUUUAUUGAUUGUGUUGCCUGUUUUAUGCUGCAACAUUUGUUUCAGUUAAUUAAAAAAAGUCUGAAUCUUUUCUCUCA